AUGCCUAUCACUUCAGAUAUAAGUCAUCCACGUAACACCAACUACAGCAACAACCACAACAACACAUCUCCACAGACCUCAACUUUUACCAGUAACGAGUCUCAAUCACCGCCAUACACGCAUUCGCAACCUUUGUCACGCGAGCAGCCACAGAAUUUUUUUAGGCGAUUAACUAAAUCGUUUAUUUCAUUCCGACAACCAACAUUUGCCACCAGCACUAUUGAUCGGAAUAACGCAUCAAAAUCGUCACUGAGUACCCUAAAGAAACUAAUUAAAGGGUUGUUUCGCAAAAGAAGGACUUCCUUAGGCAAAAAUAUUGAUAAUAAGAUGGAGAGUGGCAAUAGUGCAGAUCGAGAUGCACCCCUUGCCACCGAGGAUGAUAGACCCGAUAGAGACAGAGGAGAAAUGCAGAAUGGGAAUCAAAGCCAAACAGAUGAUCCGCUUUCAGACGAUGAACUGGACUUUGAAUCCAGGGUGGCUGAAUUUUUCCCUAAUUCUCUGUAUCGAGAUUUACAGCAUAACACAAAUCAGUUGCAAGAAACUACCCAGCCAACUACACAACAGAAUUUUGAAUCAACCCAGUUGGAACAACAGAGCGUUCCAUCAGCCACAAACACCUCUGAUAAUACAUCUGCUACCGCCAACACCAUCAACUACAAUAACAACAACUACAACACUAGCGACAACGACACCAAUAGUAACAACCAUAAUAAUAACGGACGCAACGAGACUAACCCAAACACAAAUAACGCCACGUCAGACACCCAGUCAAACACAAAUGACCCACCACUGGGUCCCGACAACAACAGCAACAAUAAUAAUAACACUGAUACCCAUAAUAGAGCAAUCGUAAUUACCGUCAACUAUCUAUUUUCCGACCAGAACCGCCCCGACAACCCGAAUCGAUCAGGUUCACUUGUUCUUUCCUUACCCAAUAAUUCUACCAACCGCGAUCCUGGAUCCAUCCAAGAGUUUAUCAGAAUUGCAACGCAAAUGGCAUACACUUUGGUUAUGAGUGGAUUACUGAAUCAACAAAGAGGAAUUACGUUGAAUAAGUUUGAACUGUUUGAAAAGAUGAAUGUUCGUCAUUUUGGUGAAGAUGAUUCAAGGGUUUGUUCGAUAUGCUUUGACGAGUUUGAUGCAGUGGAGGAUGAGGAUGAAGAACAGGCUUUGGUGGACGAUGAAGAAGAGGAAGGAGAGAGGAAGGUUGUGGGCAACAAGGAUGAAGAUAAAGAACGAUACGUGGUGCGUAAGAGGAGAAGAUUAGUUGACAAGACAUCUCGAUUAUUGCGAAGAUUUUCCAGAUCACAUACUGAAGCGAUUGAAGAUGGAGAGAGACGUACCCCAAAUAGAUCAGAAGCUAGUUCCAUUAGUGAUUAUGUUACACCUUUGUCAUCAAGCAACACGACGUCUGGGCCUUAUAUAAGGACCAGAGCGUCGUCAAAUGAUACAGUACCAUCUACAAAUGCAACAUCACCACCACAACAACCACAAGGGUCAACACAAACAGCAACACAAUCAGCAACACAAUCAGCAACACAAUCAGCAACACAAUCAGCUCUAGACGAUUCACGACCUGUUUAUUUGAUUGAUGUGAAAGAGCCAUUUGACCAUUCCCCAAUCAAGAUGCCCUGUAACCAUGUCUUUGGUCAAGACUGUUUAAGUGAAUGGUUGAAACAGCAUUCGACGUGUCCUUUGUGUAGAUACUCGGUUGCAGAACCAGUGAGAUCAGGCGGAGCCAAUGCAGGUGAAGGUAAUGAUGGAGGAUCGCCACCAACAGGUGCAGGGCUUUUCACGGGUGGGGGCUUACCUCAAGCUCAACACCAAGAAAUAAAUGGACAAAAUUAUACAUUUUAUACCAUUCCGCAUGAGUCAUUACCCGAUAUUGGAAAUAAUGGCAAUGGAAAUGCUAAUGACACAGGGGGUGCAGGAGAUGAUGCUAUGCAAGCAAAUUUUGCCAAUCGGUUGGCUCUGCUAUUACGGCCUGCAUUGAUGGGUCAGACAGCUAGACAAGGUGGUGCUGGUGGUGCUGGCGGUGCUGGUGCUGGUGGUGCUGGUGCUGGUGCUGGUGCUGGUGACACUGCUGAUAAUUCUGCAACUACUGGCAAUGACAAUAGCCCAUCAAUUGAACCACUUUUACGCGUGAUGCAACAGGCACGAGAAGCUAGAGAGCGUAUGAUGAGAGGUGAGGGUACUGAUGCUGAUGGGCGGUUUGCCAGACUCAAUUCUGCUGAGCCCCCAUCAUAUACGCAGUCUUUGCGAAAUUCAGGUGAACGGUCAUUUGCUCGACUUAGAGACACAUCACCUGGUCUAGGAGGAGGCAUGCGACGGGUUGGUGGUGGUGAUGGUGCAAGUAGAGGAGUGGGGAUGGAAAUAGGCGAAAGAACCAAUUUAGAAUUACAACGUGAGCUGCGCAUGAGACUGCGAAUGAGGCAUCGUGAUCAACAAGAGGAGGAGCGUUCUCGAUCAUUUCUUCCUGGAUAUAGUGAGAUUAUGAAUUAUAUUAGAAAUGGGUUUUCUGGAUUACGAAAUACGUCAAGUCGACUCAAUGGAGAUCACAAUCAUGGUAGUAACUCGGGUGGUGAUGAUGAUGACUCUAUGGAUUUUGAAACGAGAAGAGGACGUGAAAUGGCAUUACAUCCAGGUGGAUUAAUUAGUAUGCGUACUGCUAAUGGUAUUGAAACUUUUACUGAUGAACAAGUUGAACAGAUGCUUAAUGUAGAUGAUGUGGCCCGUGAUUCUGCAAGACUGGGACUGAGAACGGAUCGUGCUAGUAAUGAUCGUAGUGGCAAUGGUGGGGAAGACAACAAUGAUGAUGGUGAUGAUUUAGAUGAAAGUAGAAGAGGGCUGCUUGAUUCACUUUCUUAUCAUCGCAGAAAUUAUCGUUGA
Messenger RNA from Lodderomyces margitis, 2889 nucleotides. Its product is annotated as ubiquitin-protein ligase. The coding region runs from base 1 to 2889 and encodes 962 amino acids. NCBI's taxonomy places the organism in Eukaryota, Fungi, Ascomycota, Pichiomycetes, Serinales, Debaryomycetaceae. The transcript has a single exon. The record is from RefSeq and is a predicted model, not a curated record.